CUACCGACUUCAGUUCAAAUCGGCUUCUCGUCCAAGCAUAGUCGACUCAAGGCGUCUGGCGCACGAACAUUCGAAAAGUCGUUAUACGUGUGAUUGCGGACUGUUUCAGUCCGGUGUGCACAGACGUUUAAAGUUGCUCAAGUUGAAAAAAGGGACACCGAUCUGACGUACAAACGUGAUUAUUCGCCAAAGAGAAAAACCUCAUAAAAAUCUCAAUUGGAGAAAAUGGAAAAUCAUUUUAACUGGUUACCAGGCAUAGAGAUGCCACCGAUACAAGAUGUGAGACAAAAUGUGGCGGACAACAGGCGACAGGCAAUUGAAUCAUGCGAGCAAACACACAUCAAACGCCCUAUGAACGCUUUCAUGGUAUGGUCUCGUGAGCAACGGAAGAAGGUUUCCCAAGAGUAUCCAAAGAUGCACAAUUCGGAAAUUUCAAAAAGACUCGGCUCCGAAUGGAAGAAACUUGGAGAGGAUGUUAAGCAGCCCUUUAUCGAAGAAGCCAAGAGGUUACGUACUGCGCACCAGGAAGCGCAUCCAGGCUACAAAUAUCGUCCUCGAAGGAAGCACAAGUCGAGUCGGUUUGAUAAACACACGACCAUAAAUACUUUCCCCCCGCCUAACUUCCCGUUGCCGGCAUACUUCGCCACAUCGCCGCAUCCAGUCAGUCAUCAUCACCCGCAUUCGUUUGACUAUCCGCACUUAUCGCCGUAUUUAGGAUCUACUUUCGAUUACCAUUUUAACAAAUCUAUAGUAACAGGAAACAAUAUUGCCCCAGGACCGCCCAAUUACGCAAUAGCAGCCCCUGCAGCUGCCGAUCUUGUCAACAAUAACACAAACAUUGUCACUAAUAAUUUCUACUCGAAUCUCUACCCACCAGCAUCAGUAAUAGCGCCAUCAGAAAUACUCCCAGGGGCAGUCCUCAGGCCACCUGAUACUGUGACCAACCCGUCGGAAAGUCAGAUUCAUGUACUUUCUAAGGAUAUCAUUGAUAUACCGUAUUUUGUAUAAGAACAUUUGGAUGUACUUAUACAUAUAAACAUAUCUUCGCAAUAUAUUAUUCAGGGGACUGAUCUGUGAUACUUCUAAUGCAAUAUUUGUUACGGAGGUUCGCGAGACUCCACUAUGAGACUUUCUACCAGUAUGAUGCGAUAUAAAAUCGAACGGACCAAACAACUUGGUAACAUAAACGAGAAAGUGAAAGAGAAACUGCGAUGGAUCAAGAGCUAUCUACGAGAACGUGCGAGUGAGAAAGUGCGAAAUAAGUUACUGACGAAUUAAAUUUUAUAUCCUGAUGAUUCACAUAAGAUAACAGUGGGAAUGACAUCGUUUAUUUAUAAAUACAUUUAUAAAUUUUUAAAUUUAUAAAGUAUAAUUUAUAAAUAAUAUCUAAAGAAAUCAAGAGAAAUCCCAGAUUACGGUAAAAGAAGGGAAAAGGCUACUUGAAUGACGAAGUAACUUUUCGUACAAAUUGCAUGAUUUAUGGAGGAAAUAUGACAUUGGACAGUGACAAAAAGCCACUCCAUGCCCAAAAAAAGGCAGUUCAACAAUAUUAGGCAGAAGUCUCAGAAAAGAGAUACAAGGGCUUGACGACAGAGACUAAUUGCCUUCCUAUUCAAGACAGCUACAUAGCUACAAAGCUAAAUUUAAUUUUUAUUUUUCAAGCAGUAUAAAAAUCAGGACCCUACAUCCUAAUGUAACA
Messenger RNA from Harpegnathos saltator (Jerdon's jumping ant), 1699 nucleotides. Its product is annotated as transcription factor Sox-11. Gene Ontology annotation, biological process: positive regulation of transcription by RNA polymerase II; cell differentiation. The record is from RefSeq and is a predicted model, not a curated record. Gene Ontology annotation, cellular component: nucleus. NCBI's taxonomy places the organism in Eukaryota, Metazoa, Arthropoda, Insecta, Hymenoptera, Formicidae. The transcript is spliced from 5 exons. Gene Ontology annotation, molecular function: RNA polymerase II cis-regulatory region sequence-specific DNA binding; DNA-binding transcription activator activity, RNA polymerase II-specific. The coding region runs from base 226 to 1008 and encodes 260 amino acids.